This is a messenger RNA of Dracunculus medinensis (Guinea worm), 588 nucleotides long. NCBI's taxonomy places the organism in Eukaryota, Metazoa, Nematoda, Chromadorea, Rhabditida, Dracunculidae. The record is from the annotation of a GenBank genome assembly.
UUUUUGCCUUACUUCAUUUGCUUAUCUCAGAGCUUUAGUCAGAAAUUUUAUUACGAUCACAGCUCUCAACGAAACUCCAGUUCGAAUUCGAAUUUGCCUCUGAUAAAGCAAAAGCUUGCAGAAUAUACGAACGAAGAACUCGAAGAAUAUCGGCAAGUCUUCAAUAUGUUUGACACUGAUGGGAGUGGCGCUAUCGGAAUUGAUGAAUUGGAAAGCGCAAUGAAGAAUUUUGGUUUAGAAGCAAAACGAGAUGAACUUGAGCUGAUUAUUGAAGAAGUCGACCAGAUUGGCAACCAUGAGAUAGACUUUCAUGAAUUUUGUGACGUAAUGAAGAGAAUGAACGCAAAAAAGCGGUCGUGGAAUGAAAUCGUGCGUGAAUGCUUCGCCGUUUUUGAUCGAAGUGAAUUGGGAGUUGUGUCGAAAAAGGAUUUCGCAUUUGUAUUAAGGCAAUAUGGUGGCAUUCAAGAUAACCAAGUUAUCGAUGAAAUUUUCGCAGAAGUAGACGUCGAUGGUAAUGGAUUCAUUGAUUACGAUGAAUUCGCUUAUAUGGUGCGUAAUUAUAUGACCGAUGAUGAUAUUUGCUCUUAA